Molecule: messenger RNA, 870 nt
Organism: Sphenostylis stenocarpa
Lineage: Eukaryota; Viridiplantae; Streptophyta; Magnoliopsida; Fabales; Fabaceae
Source: the annotation of a GenBank genome assembly
AUGGAGACCCAUCUUCAUCAGUGCUACUGGAACGCAUCCAAAUUUCUGGGUCACUCUCUUCCACCUUCUCAAACCUCUUCCUCAUGGCGACCCUUUCUUCACGCCAGACCCGUUUCCCCUUCUCUCAUCUCUUGCUCCUCCAAUAACUUCCCACGUUGGGAUUCCAACGCUGAAACCUUUCGACCCCGAAAUUUCACCUCCAACGGCCCCAGAGGCAAGGAACGGGAAGAACAAGAACAAGGUAAUGGGAGGAAGAGACGCUGGUGGUCUGAUGAAGAACGAGAAUUCGUGGAAGAUGAAGAAGAAGAUUUUUCUAGUGGGAUUGUGGAAGAAGCCAUUGAUAGUGUCUGGUUUCUCCAGAUUUUCAAAUCCUAUGGUUGGACUCUGCCUGUCAUCCUAGCAUCAUGGUUGCUAUCUAGUGGCCCUAAAGCUUUCCUUAUGGCAUUAGCUCUUCCCCUUGGUCAGUCAGCACUUGCACUAGCAUUUGAAAAAUUAUGGGGACAGCCCAAGAGCAAACCAAAACGCAAGUACAGGAUGAGGAGGAAACCGCGCCGAGCAAAAAGCACCAGAGUUGAGGAAGAACCAGAAGAAAACCAGAAAACCAGAAAGGGGUACCAAUCAUGGGCAGUUGAAGAUAAUGGUUCAGUUGAUAAGGGCAGCCAAGAAGCAGCACCGAGUUUUGGUGGAUGGGAUGACUUGGAGAGGUCAAGACCAGCGACAAAGUCAUCCCGUGCCAUGGAUGGAUCACAAAAGGUGCCUAUAAAUGGUGGUAGGUUGAGUAGGAGAGAAAGAAAAAGUGACACACCUCUGCUGUUGCGGUUGCUUAUUGCCCUUUUUCCAUUUCUGGGUACAUGGACAAAGAUGCUGUAA